This is a messenger RNA of Thunnus maccoyii (southern bluefin tuna), 3262 nucleotides long. RefSeq names its product macrophage immunometabolism regulator (gene macir). Lineage: Eukaryota; Metazoa; Chordata; Actinopteri; Scombriformes; Scombridae. Bases 103 to 756 code for a protein of 217 amino acids. The transcript is spliced from 2 exons. The record is from RefSeq and is a predicted model, not a curated record. Gene Ontology annotation, biological process: negative regulation of fibroblast migration; negative regulation of cytokine production involved in inflammatory response.
UGUUCCUUUCGUUGCUGGUGACGCAACAGGCGUGACGGAGGCCGGAGACCACAUAGACGGGAAGGUUGAACGUCGGACUCGCUGCAGUUAAACAGUCAGGAUAUGUCUGUAAAGAUGGAAAUGGAAAUCAGUGGAAUGUCAAGGGCACAUGUCUCCAUUCUACCUGCAGCUGACAUCAAAGCCACAUUGAAAGCAGAAGCAGAAAGACCUCGCUGUGCCAGCACCCCCUGUUCACCCAUCAGAGGUACUGUUGCAGGAUACCAGAUUCUCCACAUGGACUCAAACUAUCUGGUAGGCUUCACUACUGGUGAGGAGCUGCUCAAACUGGCCCACAAAUGGUCAGAAAGCACUCCAGAGAAGAGUUUGUUAUCAGAGGCUGUGCCUAGCUCCAUCCAGACCACUGUCCCAAAGUCUGUGGACUUGGGCAUCCACCGGUCUUCACGGAUCUCCAAAGCCAAAAGUCGCUACUACCAACCAUACGACAUUCCUUCUGCCAACGGGCGGAGACGGAGGCGUAUGCCCAGCUCGAGUGACACCUUCCUCAGGUCCCUGGCCCAUGGGGAGCCUGGGAGGGGUCUGCAUGCUCCACUACCCCUCUGUCUACUUAAAGGGAAGAGGACCCAGUCCAAGUCUCUGGACUACCUUAAUCUGGACAAAAUAAGUAUCAAAGAGUCAUCAGACACUGAGGUGUUACAGUACCAACUGCAGCACCUCACCCUGCGAGGGGAGCGCAUGUUCACCAGAAACAAGACAUAAAAGUAAAGAAGAUGGCAUUAUUCAGGCCUCUUUCACCCUCUUGGGGAUGUGGGUGCUAUUUCUAGCUCUGUUUCUUUGUACUCAGAUUAUAAGCAGUUCUAUAACAAGACAGUCUGAUAAUCUUGUUACAUCAUUAACGGGGGUUAUACCCUUCACUGUACACAUAAUGUUGAAGAAAAUUCUUAAAUUAGUCCUUACACUGUAAUGAGGUUGUUGAGGUAAAAAAAAUUGAAUUAUAUAAACUUAGCAAUAACUGGCAAAGCUAUUUAUUGACAGUGUUGUGUGUUUGUACUGGUCAGAGAUGCACUGAUGUAUCAGCUUACAGUUGAUACAAGCACAUAUCACAUACUGUCGGCUUUCAAAUGCAACAUUGCUAUUAGUCCAGUUUUACUGCCUUCUAUGAGGAGUUGUGUUAGUGGGUAUUUUGUGAUUUUUUUUUUCACAGUAUAGCACUGCAUUCAUAUUAGCAAGAUCAUUUUAUUAGGUUGAUUAUUUUUUUAUUUAUUGCUAUUUUAUUGUUGUAAAUCAACAUGGAUACAUUUUAAACCACCUAUUUACCAUAAGAUGGGCACAUGUAAAAGAUUUUUGUGACACUCCAUUCAAAAUCAGUAAAGAUUUUUAUCUGUGAUAAAUUUAAUAAAGUCUAUUUUAAUGAUACAUGCCAUAUAUACACUAAAGAGGAAGUAUUGGUCACUGUAAUCAUUCUCUCUGCCCAUAUUCCUUCUGUUUUUUAAAUAUAAGUAAGUAUUUUGUCUUUACUCAAUAGCUAGCAGUGGAGGGGUAUCAGAAAGAGGAGGAGGGAUGACAUGCAACAGACCUGGACGGACUUGAACCACAUACUUUGCGAUUACAUGGUCAGUGCCUUAGACCAUUAGUCACAAAGAUGUCCCCAAAUGGCCCCUUCCUAAUAUGACUACCCUGGAAAAAAAGGUGGGGGAGAGAGUUUUUCCAAUUGUCUAACUCAGACUUCUCAUUUUAGCUUCAGCUGAAUUAUAGAAUGUAUUUUUACACAGAAAGAGCAGUGUGGAUUUUUUCCUCCAUCUCAUACAGUUAGUCACACUAGGGGGAUCAUUUCAUAGCCAGUAUGGACAGGAUGAAUGAUUACAGCAAUCAGUGACGCAAAGUUCAUAUGGAAUAUGUGCAUUGUUUUAAACUAGAAUUGAAAAAAAAUACUAGUAUCAAACAGUCACCCCCAUAAGAUUUUUUCAUCUGUUUAUUGCUGUCAAAUAUGUUUGGGAAUAUAUUGGCUUUUGAAAAUCAUAUUGGUGCAUCUCUAGUUUUGUACAUUGGUUAUAGGGGCACAACAGUAUGUAGAUGUGUGUCUUUUGUAUGAGUGUGUAUGUUCCCCUUACAGCUGGAAAUGGAUGUGUUCAAAUCCCUCUACUGCAGAAAAUGUUUGUUUUCUGCACCUGAUUGCACUGUUGUACAUCUACUACAGAUUAUUUGUGGAAACAUCAGUGCACCUUGAUAUUGUCACCACCAUCAAUAAGGAGUUAACAUAAAACACUGAAGUACUGUAUAUAAGCAAGCCAUGGGAACACUUAGAUCUGUGAAAAAAAUUGUACACCCCUUUAGUUUUUGCUCACUUUGUUCUGCUUUGAAAGGAAAUUUUGAUUUCUUUGUUUCAGAACUUCUGUGUUUUCUAUCACUCUAAAGGAGUAGAGAAUUCCAUUUAUUUUAUGAAUGUGGAACAUUUGGAGCCUCUGUAUCAAAUGGCAUCUUUCCAAUUAUUCUGUUGAAAUAAGUUUUUGUUUGUUAUGAGACAGUCUCAGUAAAACCAGUGCUAACUAGAGUUACUUCAGCCUGAUCAUCUGAGUAUUCCUGGGUCAGAUCCAAAGGGGGCAUUGAUGUCUGCCACAGCACAUCUGGAAGUCACCAGUCAGAAAUGUUCAAAUCCAACACAUAGGGGCUUAAAAUAUAUAAUACAAAUAUUUAUACAUUUUCAGAUAGGACCAUUGUCUCUCCAUUUUUUUUAUUUAAAAUGUAUACACCUUUUGAAAUUUUGGAUUUGGUCUGAAAAACUUGAACCAUUUGAAUCAAUGUGAAAAACAUGAACGUGAGAUGUAAUGAUUUUCAAUACUGAAGUGAAUAUCAUAAUGUAGCAAUGUUCCAUCGUAGAAUGCAGCCUACUUGCAAUUUGAAUGUGGACCUUGUGACAGCUGUCCUUUUUAUGCUGUUGUGUUGAAAAUUGCUGUAAAGACUACUGCUACUGAUGAUGUAAAGUUUCAACUGUUGCUGGACUUGGAAUAUUUAAGCAUUCUACAUAUUAGAGCUUUAUUGUAUAACACCAAUUUUAACAACUAUUUGAAAAAAUCAUUAAAAUAAUUCAUUUUUCAGACAUUUUGAAACUUUGAUUCAAAACUCAAAGGGUGUGCAAACUGUUUCACUGUAUGCUGUAUGUGAAGUCACCUCUUCUUCUAUUGUUUUCUUAAGCCAAACAGAAAAUGUACACUUGAUGUUAACCAAUGACUGUUACAGUACAAGAUUAAAGCUUAUUUCAAACAUU